This is a messenger RNA of Annulohypoxylon truncatum, 1457 nucleotides long. RefSeq lists its product as uncharacterized. The record is from RefSeq and is a predicted model, not a curated record. Lineage: Eukaryota; Fungi; Ascomycota; Sordariomycetes; Xylariales; Hypoxylaceae. The transcript is spliced from 4 exons. The coding region runs from base 139 to 1275 and encodes 378 amino acids.
UUAGGAUGUCUUCAAAUCUCUUAGCUUCUUAUAUAUCACCAAUCGAGUUCUCGCUUGGCAACUUGGCGACUCAGUUGUUCAGCCCUAUGAACUAUUCGCCAAGUAUCGUAACUUUGAAACCCGAUAAUUCUAGUCAAGAUGGAGGCUCCUGAGUCUGCUGAAGUACCGACACAAUGUGAGAAGGUUGGCGAGGCCAUGCCCGAUAUCGCGGGUUACGGAGUUUUGCUAGGUCUCAGCAUACAGGCCUUCAUCUCACUAGUAUUAUCUUUCUGGGUGUUUUUCCUAACAAAACUUGGCCGGCUUGAUAGCCAACACCCCGAGGGCACUCCAGAGCAUGCGAGCCAGAAGAAACGACUCGGAUUUGUGUCUGAAAUUCUGAUGACCGGAAACGAUUUGCAGAUGAUUACAGGAAUCGCCCUUAUCAUUACUGCAGUCUCGAAUGCCAAGAGUAUCGACCUCUACCAUCUCCAUUUAGUUUUUGAUACCGUCAGCUUCGUAGGCAUCUCCAACGCAGCCGCCCUCAUUUGCUGGACCAUUAUGAGAGCUAAGGCGCCAAAGAAGAAGCAUCACCAAAUAGUACCGUCUCACUGGACCGGCCGAUUCCGCGUCUCUUAUAUGUUCGCAGUCCUAUUCUUGGUGAUGACCGUAUUCCUUGAAAUCCGCCUUGAUGGGUGGUCACUCACUUCCGAGGAUCUUGGUCGUUGCUAUAUAACGACGGGCAUUGCAGGUCCUAAUGCAAACCACCCGGGCAGCGACAAGACAUACGUGGCGAUCACGGCGACAUGGCUUCUUCUAGUCAUGUUCGGUGCUUUGUUUGCCCCAGCAAGAUUUGCGAAGCCACUAUUGAUCCUUAGCUUUCUCCAAUUCCCGGUACAUAUGUACAUGAUGAUCCGACUACGAACCGAGAAUCAAGACGCCCUCGAAAACAGAGAGAACGAGAACGAUUGGGACUUCGGGCAAACAACAGCCACCUUGCUGCUUGCUGUCGCCAUCACUCAACUAAUCCACCAGGCCGUGCAAUAUCUAAAAUUCGAGAAAGCCUUAAAGAAGUACGGGCCUGAAUACGCGUUAGCCAACGAAAAUGAUGAAUGUCUUGAUGCUGGAACGCCCUCGAUCGUUGAACAGGGCAUUAAAGGCCUCCGGGAUGUACACCAGAAUCUGAGCAAACGAAAUUUGAGUGAAACUCGUCCUGACAGGGGUGAUGAUAUCGAACGACAGGAGGAAAGUUAUGAAUUAAUGAGGAACUCUGAAGGCAGGAAUCGAACUAGCCUAUAACAGAACGAUACCGUCGAGAUCAUGACCUGGUCAACGGAUGCCAAAGAGGUGGCCCCCCACGUUGCUAAUCAAGUAUGGUGCGUGAGUUUAGACGUCAAUGAUUUCGAGGAGAGGUUCGGUGUUGGCCGGAAUAUGUAAAAGUUGAUAACUACAAGAGCUUUCGACACAACUUAACCGACAAA